This is a messenger RNA of Anas platyrhynchos (mallard), 4234 nucleotides long. It is a transcript of the gene ATAD1, whose product is annotated as ATPase family AAA domain containing 1. Gene Ontology annotation, biological process: extraction of mislocalized protein from mitochondrial outer membrane. Gene Ontology annotation, molecular function: ATP hydrolysis activity; ATP binding. NCBI's taxonomy places the organism in Eukaryota, Metazoa, Chordata, Aves, Anseriformes, Anatidae. The record is from RefSeq and is a predicted model, not a curated record. Gene Ontology annotation, cellular component: mitochondrial outer membrane.
CGGAGCGGGGAACCACGGGGCCGCGCCGCCGCCGCCUCCUCCUCCCCCUCCUCCUCCUCCUCCUCCUCCUCCUUCCCCCGUACGGCCGCUGCCGCGCCGGGAGCCGCGCGUCGCAGACACCGGCCCGGGGGGGCGGGCAGUGUUAAAAGGCAAAAUGGUACAUGCUGAAACCUUCUCACGUCCCCUGAGCCGGAAUGAAGUGGUCGGAUUAAUUUUUCGUUUAACGAUAUUUGGUGCUGUAACAUACUUUACCAUUAAAUGGAUGGUUGAUGCUAUUGAUCCGACCAGAAAGCAAAAAGUAGAAGCUCAGAAACAGGCUGAAAAGCUAAUGAAGCAAAUUGGAGUGAAAAAUGUCAAGCUUACUGAAUAUGAAAUGAGUAUUGCUGCACAUCUUGUAGACCCACUAAGCAUGCAUGUAACCUGGAAUGAUAUAGCAGGCCUAGAUGAUGUUAUUACAGAUUUGAAAGACACUGUCAUCUUGCCCAUCAAGAAGAAAUACUUGUUUGAGAAUUCCAGGCUCUUACAGCCACCAAAAGGAGUACUUCUCUAUGGCCCUCCUGGUUGUGGCAAAACAUUGAUCGCCAAGGCUACAGCAAAGGAAGCAGGCUGUCGAUUUAUUAAUCUCCAGCCUUCAACGCUGACUGACAAAUGGUAUGGAGAGUCUCAAAAACUGGCUGCUGCUGUCUUCUCCCUUGCUAUAAAGCUCCAACCAUCCAUCAUUUUUAUCGAUGAAAUAGAUUCCUUCUUACGAAGUCGUUCGAGUUCUGACCAUGAAGCUACAGCUAUGAUGAAAGCUCAGUUCAUGAGUCUGUGGGAUGGACUGGACACUGAUUAUAACUGCCAGGUAAUAGUGAUGGGAGCCACCAACCGUCCUCAGGAUCUUGACUCUGCUAUCAUGAGAAGAAUGCCAACCCGGUUUCACAUCAACCAACCUGCUCUGAAACAACGAGAAGCAAUCUUGAAGCUAAUUUUGAAAAAUGAAAAUGUGGACAGGCAUGUAGAUCUCCUAGAAGUUGCUAAAGAGACUGAUGGCUUCUCAGGAAGUGAUCUGAAAGAAAUGUGCCGGGAUGCAGCACUCCUCUGUGUCAGGGAAUACGUUAAUUCUGCAUGUGAAGAAGACAACCAUGAUGAAGACGAAAUUCGGCCUGUGCAGCAGCAGGAUCUCCACAGGGCGAUAGAGAAGAUGAGAAAAUCAAAGGAUGCCACACUUCAGAAUGUUUUGAUGCAUGUUAGUUUAGAUUAAGACUAAAGAGUGUGUUUGCAGUUUCUGAUGUGAUUUAGUUUAUAUUCUGUAAUCAACAAAAACAAUGUAAGGGGGUGGGAGUGGGGUUGUUCCCUGAAAAAGGGAGUUCUCUUUCUGGAAUUGUUUUUAUACAACAAAUUCUAAGUUAUUGCAAUGUUGUCAUGCACAACUGAAAACGUAAUAAUAGAUCAUGAAGUGGAACAAUUAUAGCUCAGACCAAGAGCAGCUGCCUGUGUCUUGUCCCAUAAUCGAUACACUGUGUAGCCUUAAAGCAGGUUCUGAUAUGGUGCAUGGGUUCACUGGGUUACCUGUGUGGAGGGAAGAUGAUUUAUUACCAGUAGGUGUAUAUACGUAUGAGUGUGUGUGUAUGUAUUAAAUGUAUAUAUUCACACAUUUUUUUUAUAUGUAGACAUAACCUGUAGAUAACGAGUAUGGAAAAUCUUUUCUACUUCCUGAGUCGAACCAAAUCAGAAGAUGUAUAGAUUAAAAAUUCAUCGAUACUCAAUACACAUUUACUUCUUCCUUGUGCCAGCAAAUAAUGAAGGUAGAAAUUUUGCUUCUAGGCAAAAUUUGAAAUGUUACUAUUUUUUUUCUCACGUUACCACUUGAAAUCUGGUACCAUUUACUAAAGAUGGUAAACUACUGUACAAAUGUUUGAAUACUUUUAAUUUUGUAUGAAUCCUGCUUUUUGAGGCAUUUUAAUGCUGUUUUUAUUUUUUAUUUUUCCCUCUGAUGUGAGUAGAGUAGAAUCUUCUUAACUGGUCUCUCAUUAAGUCCCACAUAUUAUAAACUUUAUGAAAUUGUGCUUUUUGGUUUGUUAUUUGUUGUAAUGAGGGUUUGCUGCUAUUUAAUUUUCUCUGGAAGACCCACUGCUGCACGGUGGCAUUGUACCAUGAAGAUUUGUACACAUACUUUGAUUAGGGUGAGGGGAGAUGUUUUCUGAUGUUUUGCUCUGUCACAUAUGUGCUCUGAUGUGCAAAACUGAAGGCAAUGAAGAAUGGAUUUCAGGUUUAUAAAUGUGAUUUAGAAAUGUUCUGCUGUACUUGCUGGUAACAGUUCAGUAAAUUCAUGUAACAUUAUGUAGUGAUAAAGGCAAAGCGUUUAAAAAAAGAAGUGGCAAAGUGUUUUGGUAAAGUUAUUGUCAGUAGGUUUUAAAUAAUUUAAUUUUCUCCUUAUAAUGUUGUGCCCAAAUUUAAUGCAAAUAUGUAAUCAUGAUUGUUCAACCCAAGGGCAAGGUACACUGUGUCACAGCUCUGCUAGCUACAGAGGAAAGGUAAGCCCUGAAAGCAAGAUAGUGAUGUAAAACGAAACAAUCUGCAAAGUAAAAUAAAGACUUGGAGCCAGCUGGCAUACGGUAUCAGGUGCUGAUGGCGGUUUCCAUUAAGCUUAGAGCUGCAGCAGCCCUACCCAACUGAGUGCCUUUGCUUCACGUACUGGUUGUGUAAUGCUCCAGAUGCAGUAGGUUUCGUUUGACCUGAUUUAAUCUCCUUGUCUUUUUUUUUUUUUUUAAAUAAUUUACUUUGUUUUUUCAUGUGGCAGGGGAAAUAUGGGAAAUGCAUAGUGGUGUAAAACAAGACAUAGGAAAUUAGGCAUAGCAGAACAUAGUGGAAUAUGGAUAUCAAAAAGUGGGGUACGGAAUGCUGAUCGCCCAAGUUGUUCUGGUUUCAGGGCUGGAAUGAGUGCUAUAAGCACCACUGCAGGUGCUAACCUGCACUUCUUCACCAGGGAAGGGGGGAGGUGGUUUAUUCUGCAGGGAAACUGCUAAAAAAAGUAGCAAGAACAUGGAAGCUCCAAGAGGCCAGGAGCCACAAUCAGCAAAGGCCACUUGCAGUGGGGAAGGGUGAAGGUGCAGCAGUACUUGUAGUCAGCUCCUUCCAGGACACAUUUCCCCAUUGCACUGGCUGUGAAUGAGAGGAAAUUGCUGCUGCUGCUGCUCCUCUUGCCUUUGUAUUAAAUGAUGCGCCUUAAGGCUACCUCUUCAGUGCUAGCUGGGGAACACUGACUGAGUUCAAGGACUAGCUUUAAGCCAAACACCCAAGUAGUGCAGCUUAAUGGAAUUUGCUUUCUCAGCAGGUUUAAAUUAGGCACUCACCAGAUGUGGUGCUCUGCCUACAGUGCAGUAAAGCAGUGGCUGUUUUUCCUGUGCCCAUCGUGACUUGCAGGUUGUUGCAGGUGGAUGAGAUAAUGCAGCUCCUAAGCUGCCUCUCCGUCCUUUUUCAGGGUGCUUGCUGCUUGGUACAGUACAUCCUAGUAUUUUUUAGAUUAGUUGUAAAAUGCAAGGUUAAAUGUCAAUUAAGUGUGCAUGGGAAGAAGAAGAAAAGCAUGUCUGCAGGUGGCAAGGGCAUCUGGUACCCAGCUCAGCUCUGCUUUCUUUCUGUGUUUCUACAAGAAUCUGCCUGUUUGCAUGCCAGCUGCAGCUUGCCUUUACCUCCUGCCUAUAAUACAUUGCUGCCUGCUUAUGAGGCAGGGUGCAGGAGACAUACAGGGCAAUUUGCAGUGGUCCCCGAGGACAGCUGCAGCUGGAGCGUAGUUUUUUUCACUUUUUGAAGGACUCUUCCAUCCUUGCAACAGCUUUGUCAAACCAAGACCUUCCCCGCAGCUUGCUGGAAGAGGCUGAGGAAGCUGCAAGAGCUUAGCCACCACCUCCUUCAGCUUUGCAUCUCCAACUGCCUCUGCUGCACCCAAACCCUGCACUCUGCAGCACAGGCUGGGGGGGGCUGACCCAGCACCACACUCUGAGUUGGAACAGGGUUUGGUGUGGAAAGGGCCCUUCCUGGGGAGCAGCGACUGGAUCCUGUGGCUGGAAGAGGCACAGACUUUCCCAGCAGGCAAAUCAUUUAUUUAGACCUGCUCCGUCACUGGUAGACAGCAAGUGCAGCACAGUGUCCUCUGACUGUAAAGAGGCUGAUCUUGGCAGUCCGACACGACUUGGAGAGUAAUCUUUGAAGCAGUCUUAAAUAUUUGGUAAAUAAAUGCACUCUUUGCACUUGG